CUGUGUUCAAUUGUGAUACGAUAUGAUGUAACUAACAUGGCAUUUUGUUUUCAUGUGAUAUGAAAACCAUAAAACAGUAAAUGGUAUUACAGAGAGAAUCCCUGCAGACAUGACAUGUGAAUACACCACUGCUAUUUUCAAAUACAUACCUGUCGAAAACACUAUAAAAAUACAAAGAGAAAUAGUGCUUUAAACUGUUUUUGCUAUCUUAGAAAAUACCUCAAAGUCUAUUGAGCACUACUAAAAACUAUUGAACAUUUCUGCCAUUAGUGCCCAGGCAGAAUAUGAAUAGAAACAGUUCAUUUAACUUCUAUUGACCUUUUGUGACCCCUCCAAUAAUGUAAAAUUUCAGAUACAUUCAAAUAAAACAGUAAAACAAAACAAAUCAUGAACAGACACAAAUGUAGAAUUUUUAGAAACUUGUCAUUUCAGUUAUCAUUUUGUCAGUGUAGUAAUACUGUGUUCACUUCUUACCCAAAAGAUAUGACAAAAUAAAAUGCUGUUGGCAUUAUUUUAAAUAAUAAUAAUAAUAAUAAUAAUAAACAAAAAACAAAUAUACAAAUAUAAUCGAAUGCAAACCACUGUUACAUUUUUGGACUCCAGACCUUAUAGUUACUGAUAAAUGGAACUUCCACUUGUGACAACUUGCCCCAGUCUCUCUAAUGCAAUGCAUAAAACACAUCAUCUGUGUGUGACAUGAUCUUCACGAGCCCACAUUAUCACACUGUCAUAUGAAGCCUCCUACCCCUUUCGACGAGGACAUCAUCUCAUCACGCUAACAGCUGAAGCAGAGAGGUGAAGGAGCAGAAGUCUGCUUCACAGUCAGUCAGUCAGUCAGUCAGUCACACGCUGUGGCGCGCAACCGUGCGCUCGGUCACUCACUUCGCUCUCCGUGCGCGCAGAGGCAGCAGCAGCAGCAACAGCAGAAGCACAGCACAGCACACGCGCGUAAUAUAACUGAUGGAGCAGAUAGACGACGACCUGCUCGGCAGCUGCAGCGGAAUAACGAGCGAGAGCGAGCGAGACCACCAUGAGCCUGGAGGAACCGCGCGCUCUGCCAUGCUGAGCAUCUCCCUCGCGCUCCUGCUGGCUCUGACCGCUCCCGUCCGCUGCGCCCACAGCUGGAGCGACGAGGACCUCCUGCUGCCGCCCAUCAACUCCUCCGGGAGACUCCUGGCCAGCCUGGAGGUGGAUGUGGGCUACUCCAAGAGAUCCGUGGAGGAGCCCGAAGCCUCCUCGCAGUGCAACGUGAGCGUGGAGAGGCUCCCCACCAAACUCGUGGCGCGCUGGGACAGCAACUUCGGCUUCCAGUGCGACGUGCUCAUGUACACCACCAACAACCACGGCAAGGCGUUCUUCUCCGCCGCCUUCAACCGGGCCAUCUCGCCGGUCUACAUCGAGCACCUGGGCGUCACGGGCGGCCAGCAGGAGUUCAGACUGUGCGUGGGAUGCGGUCUGUCCCGGUACCGGAGAUUCAGGCGGGGCAGGUCAGAGGGUCAGCAGACGGGCGACUCGGUGCACUUCUGCUGCGUGGAUUUCGCUCUGGACGAGCUGAAGGGCGACCGGAGCUGGAGGCUCAACCGCAAGCCCAUCGAGUCCACUCUGGUGGCGUGCUUCAUGACUUUAGUCAUCAUAAUAUGGAGCGUCGCUGCCCUCAUAUGGCCAGUUCCCAUUAUCGCGGGAUUUCUGCCCAAUGGAAUGGAGCAGAGACGGCAGAGGUAAUAGAACAGUGCAGGACAGAGCUCAAAUUAGCACCUAUAGGCUAAUAUAGGAUCCUAAAUUAGUUGACUUGCCAAACAUCCUAUGCGUAGUGGCAAACGUGUCAUACAUUUUUGUCUUAAACCGUGCUAUUCUUGUGUUUGAAACUGCAAUUAUAGCUGCAUCUCCCGGAGGAUGGAGGUAUUUUAUUAGAUUUCAUUUGUUUUUAUAAAUUGAUUGUAAUAGAAAAACAUGAUAUGUGAUAUUCAGAAGUUAUUCCAAAUGUUUGUAAUGUUUUUAUCUUUUAUCGAUUUCUAGUGUUUAUUUAAAAAUACGGACAAAAAGCUCUUUUAGGACGUGCGCAUAAAGACAAGUUGGCUGGAACAUUUAUACGAAAACACUUGCAGACAUAUUCCAAUGGUUUUCAGAUGUUUGGGGACAGAUUUCUUGUGUUUGUAUUUGUUUGUAUAAAUAAUAGAACGUGAUUAGACGUUUCUUUAAUGUGGAAAAGUCAAUUAUAGCUUGAGAGACAACUUGACAGGCAAUCCAUUUGAAAAAAGUGGACAUUUGUACAAGGUUUAUACUUUAUAGGUCUGUCAUAACUGUUAUUUGUAGUAUGAAUAAAUGCAUAAAAUAUUCCUUUGUGGAGGUUUUGUAGCAGAAGAGGCAGAUUCACUCUCUCUGUUAGCAUUUCACAUUAAGUAGGCCUAUACAAAAUCCACAAUAAAAAGUAAUAGCAGAAGUCAGCAAACAUUGGGGUCCGUGCACCAAUGGCAAGAUUGCCAUGUACUUUAUUAAAUGCUUGAAAAGUCAUAUUGUAAUUUUGAUGAAAAGGCAUACAAAAAUACAUGGUAGUUAAAAGAGCUAAAAGAAAAAGAACAAAAACAUUGGGAUAAAUAGAAGCCUUGAGCAUUAUAUAGAAUGUACGCUUCCUUACAUCAGAAUACAGGUUGAUUGAAAUGACCAGAAAAAAGUGUCCCAAUCAACCUGAAUUCAUGCCAAACUUCUGAAAUUUGGCCAGCGGUGGUC
Messenger RNA from Onychostoma macrolepis, 2727 nucleotides. RefSeq names its product transmembrane protein 158. The coding region runs from base 961 to 1722 and encodes 253 amino acids. NCBI's taxonomy places the organism in Eukaryota, Metazoa, Chordata, Actinopteri, Cypriniformes, Cyprinidae. The transcript has a single exon. The record is from RefSeq and is a predicted model, not a curated record.